This is a messenger RNA of Spea bombifrons (plains spadefoot toad), 12915 nucleotides long. RefSeq names its product CUB and Sushi multiple domains 1 (gene CSMD1). The record is from RefSeq and is a predicted model, not a curated record. The coding region runs from base 290 to 11053 and encodes 3587 amino acids. The transcript is spliced from 70 exons. Lineage: Eukaryota; Metazoa; Chordata; Amphibia; Anura; Pelobatidae.
CUCUCUCUCUCUAGCCCCCUUGCCGGUACCUCCUUCCCGUUUUCAGCUCACUUUCAUCUCCCGUUAGCCUGCGCUGUCUUUUCAGCACUACCUUAUUCCUCCCCCUCCUUGCCGUGAUCCUUUCGGACCCAAGCUUGCAAUAAGAUCUUGCAGCGCUACCAGUCUAAUCCCUGCAGUGGCUCCAGGCUGUGCACGAUGACAUGAGAGCCAACCGAGAUCAACGCCAACUCCAAGUGGCAUCAGACCUUCUCUUUGAACCUGGAUCAUUACUCGAUUUUCUGGCUAUUUUAUGCUCCCUUGGCUUACAUUAAGUGAAAAUUUGCAGGAGAUCCUCAAAGAUCUUCAUCGAAGCCCUUGGAUGUGUGGAUUAAAUACAGACAUGACUGGGUUGGGGAAACUGAAGUAUCUGCUUUCCCUGUGCACAGUGUUCUUCACUGCAGCUAAUGGACAGAAUUGUGGGGGUUUAGUACAGGGUCCAAAUGGCACAAUAGAAAGCCCGGGAUUUCCACAUGGGUAUCCAAACUAUGCCAACUGCACAUGGAUAAUAAUAACAGGAGAACGAAACAGGAUACAGCUGUCAUUUCUCAUCUUUGCUCUGGAAGAAGAUUUUGAUAUAUUAUCAGUUUUUGAUGGACAGCCGCAACAAGGAAAUCUAAAAGUCAGAUUAUCUGGAUUUCAACUACCAUCACCAAUAGUAAGCACAGGGUCCAUUCUUGCACUCUGGUUUACAACAGAUUUUGCUGUAAGUGCUCAAGGUUUUAAAGCUGUUUACGAAGUGUUGCCAAGCCAUACAUGUGGAAAUCCUGGUGAAAUACCUAAAGGUGUUCUGCAUGGAACACGAUUUAAUAUUGGUGACAAAAUUCGAUACAGCUGCAUUACUGGAUACAUUCUUGAGGGACAUCCAACACUGACAUGUAUUGUAAGUCCAGGGAAUGGAGCUUCCUGGGAUUUCCCUGCUCCAUUUUGUAGAGCGGAAGGCGCAUGUGGAGGAACAUUAAGAGGAACUAGUGGGAUCAUUUCAAGCCCUCAUUUUCCUUCAGAAUAUGAAAAUAAUGCAGACUGCACAUGGACUAUCCUAGCUGAACCUGGAGAUACUAUCGCUCUGGUUUUUACAGACUUCCAAAUGGAAGAAGGAUACGACUUUCUAGAAAUAAGUGGAACUGAAGCACCAUCAAUAUGGAUAACUGGAAUGAACUUACCAUCCCCAGUUAUAAGCAAUAAAAACUGGCUGCGUCUUCAUUUUACAUCUGACAGCAACCACAGACGUAAGGGAUUUCAUGCUCAGUUUCAAGUUAAAAAGGCAAUUGAACUAAAGUCCAGAGGAGUAAAGAUGUUGCCCAGCAAAGAAAGUAACCACAAAAACUCUGUCUUAAGUCAAGGAGGUGUGCCGAUGGCUACAGACAUGUGUCCUGACCCUGGAAUACCUGAAAAUGGAAAAAGAACAGGUUUUGACUUCAGAGUGGGAGCCAAUGUCCAAUUCUCCUGUGAUGAUAAUUAUGUGCUACAGGGCUCAAAGAGUAUUACUUGUCAGCGAGUAACUGACACUCUGGCUGCUUGGAGUGAUCAUAGACCGAUCUGUCGUGCAAGAACUUGUGGAUCGAACCUCCAAGGGCCAGCUGGAACAAUCACAUCACCCAACUAUCCUGUUCAAUAUGAAGACAAUGCACAUUGUGUUUGGGUGAUAACAACUUUGAAUCCAGAAAAGGUGAUCAAGCUUUCUUUUGAAGUAUUUGAACUCGAGAGAGGAUAUGAUACCCUAACCAUAGGAGACGGUGGGAAAGUUGGUGAUACAAGAUCUGUUUUAUAUGUAUUGACAGGUUCUAGUGUGCCCGAUCUCAUUGUUAGUAUGAGUAACCAGAUGUGGCUCCAUUUACAGUCGGAUGACAGCAUUGGCUCACCAGGAUUUAAAGCUCUAUACCAAGAAAUUGAAAAAGGUGGCUGUGGGGACCCAGGAAUUCCAGUUUAUGGAAAACGGAAUGGGAGCAGUUUUUUUCAUGGGGACAUUCUCACCUUUGAAUGUCAAGCAGCCUUUGAACUUGUGGGAGAAAAAACAAUAACAUGCCAACAAAAUAACCAGUGGUCUGGAAAUAAACCCAGCUGUGUGUUUUCUUGUUUCUUUAAUUUUACUACUCCAUCUGGGAUUAUCCUUUCACCAAACUAUCCAGAAGAGUAUGGAAACAAUAUGAAUUGUGUAUGGUUGAUAAUAUCUGAGCCUGGAAGUCGGAUCCAUCUGAUUUUUAAUGACUUUGAUGUGGAGCCUCAGUUUGAUUAUGUAGCAGUAAAAGAUGAAGGGAUUUCUGAAUUACCAGCACUCGGUACAUUUUCUGGAAACGAAGUGCCUUCUCAGAUUGCAAGCAAUAGUCACAUUGUGCGUUUAGAGUUCCAGUCUGACCACUCCACCACUGGAAGAGGCUUUAACAUUACCUACACAACCUUUGGUCAAAACGAAUGCCAUGAUCCAGGUAUUCCAACAAAUGGAAGGCGUUUUGGAGAUAGAUUCCUUCUUGGGAGCACUGUAUCAUUUCAUUGUGAUGAAGGUUUCAUCAAAACUCAAGGAUCUGAAUCUAUCACUUGUAUUCUACAAGAGGGAAAUGUAGUAUGGAGUUCUGCUGUACCAAGAUGUGAAGCACCAUGUGGAGGUCAUUUAACUGCAUCAAGCGGUGUUAUCCUGCCUCCAGGUUGGCCUGGAUAUUAUAAGGAUUCUUUGAACUGUGAAUGGGUGAUCGAAGCUAGACCUGGACAUUCAGUAAAAAUUACUUUUGGGAGGUUUCAGACUGAAGUAAAUUAUGAUAUUUUGGAAGUACGAGAUGGUUCAGCGAAUUCCUCACCAUUAAUUGGAGAAUAUCAUGGAACACAAGCUCCCCAAUUCUUAAUUAGCACAGGAAAUUACAUGUAUCUAUUGUUCACGACUGACAACAGUCGUUCUAAUGUGGGCUUCCUAAUUCGCUAUGAAAGUGUUACUCUGGAAAUUGAUUCUUGCCUUGACCCUGGAAUUCCAGUAAAUGGCUACCGACAUGGUAAAAAUUUUGGUAUUGGAUCUUCUGUAACAUUUACUUGUGAUCCUGGAUACAUACUGAGUGAUGAGGAGCCAUUGGUUUGUGAAAGUAACCAUCAGUGGAACCAUGCAUUGCCAAGCUGCGAUGCAUUGUGUGGUGGAUAUAUUCAUGGAAGAACAGGAACUAUACUUUCACCCGGUUUCCCCGAUUUUUAUCCUAACUCUUUGAAUUGUACUUGGACAAUCGAAGUCCCUCAUGGGAAAGGUGUACAGCUAAUGUUUCACACUUUCCACCUUGAAAGUUCCCACGACUAUUUGUUAAUAACAGAAGACGGCAGCUUUACUCAUCCAGUUGCCAGAUUGACCGGGUCAGUCUUACCACAGACUAUAAAAGCUGGGCUUUUUGGGAAUUUUACAGCUCAGCUUCGCUUUAUAUCUGACUUUUCCAUCUCAUAUGAAGGCUUUAACAUUACGUUUUCAGAGUAUGACUUGGAGCCAUGUGAAGAUCCAGGUGUCCCAGCUUACAGUAGAAGAAUUGGAUUUCAUUUCAGAGUUGGGGACUCUUUAACUUUUACUUGUUUCCCUGGAUAUCGUCUGGAAGGCGCAAAUAAGCUUACCUGCUUGGGCGGUGGUCGGAAAGUUUGGAGUACACCUCUUCCAAGGUGUGUGGCUGAAUGUGGAGCAACAGUUAUUGGCAAUGAAGGCACUCUGCUGUCCCCAAAUUACCCUGCUAAUUACGACAACAACCAUGAAUGCAUUUACAGAAUUGAGGCCCAGGCGGGAAAGGGGAUUAAUUUAAGGGCUGCCACGUUCCAGCUAUAUGAAGGAGACAUACUUAAGGUAUACGAUGGGAAAGACAGUUCUUCACGACUUCUUGGAGCUUUCUCAAAAAACGAGCUAUUAAAGUUAACGCUCAAUAGUACUUCAAACCAUUUGUGGAUAGAAUUUAACACAAAUGGGUCUGAAACUGACCUAGGAUUCCAUCUCACUUAUAGCAGUUUUGAUCUAGUGAAAUGUGAAGACCCUGGAACACCAAACUAUGGCUACAAGAUCCGUGAUGAUGGUCACUUUGCUGACACCACUAUUUUGUAUAGCUGCAACCCUGGAUACACCAUGCAUGGAAGCAGUAUUAUCACUUGUCUGAGUGGAGACAGGAGAGUGUGGGACAAACCUCUUCCAACUUGCACUGCGGAAUGUGGUGGACGAAUCUAUGCUGCAGCCUCAGGACGCAUUUUAUCACCAGGUUAUCCAGCACCAUACGAAAAUAAUUUGCAUUGUACUUGGAUUCUAGAGGCAGACCCUGGGAAAACGAUAAGCCUUCACUUUAUAGUGUUUGACACUGAAGUCUCUCAUGAUAUCCUAAAGGUAUGGGAUGGACCUAUAGACAGCAAUGUUCUUCUGAAAGAAUGGAGUGGUUCCUCUCUCCCUGAGGACAUUCAUGGCACUUUCAAUUCUUUGACGUUACAAUUUGAUAGUGAUUUUUUUAUCAGCAAGUCUGGUUACUCCAUACAAUUUUCAACGUCAGUUGCAUCCACAUGUAAUGAUCCUGGUAUUCCUCAAAAUGGUUCCCGAUAUGGAGACAGCAGAGAACCUGGAGACACUAUAACUUUUCAAUGUGACCCUGGCUAUCAUCUACAAGGACAAGAUAAAAUCACAUGUGUACAAUUAAACAAUCGAUUUUUUUGGCAACCAGAUCCACCAACUUGCAUAGCUGCAUGUGGAGGAAAUCUGACAGGCCCAUCAGGUGUUAUUUUAUCACCUAACUACCCUCAACCAUAUCCUCCAGGAAAAGAAUGCGACUGGAGAAUAAAAGUAAAUCCAGACUUUGUCAUUGCCUUGAUAUUCAAAAGUUUUAACAUGGAGCCCAGUUACGACUUUCUACAUAUAUAUGAAGGUGAAAAUUCUAACAGCCCUAUUAUUGGGAGUUAUCAAGGUUCUCACGCUCCAGAACGAAUAGAGAGCAGUGGCAGUAGUUUGUUCCUGGCCUUUCGCAGUGAUGCAUCAGUUGGAAUGUCCGGAUUUUCUAUUGAAUAUAAAGAAAAGCCGCGAGAAGCCUGUUUUGAUCCUGGGAACAUUAUGAAUGGGUCUCGUAUUGGAACGGAUUUCAAACUUGGAUCUACAGUCACUUAUCAGUGUGACCCAGGCUACAAAAUUAUUGAACCUUCUACCAUAACCUGUGUGAUUGGCUCAGAUGGAAAGCCUGCGUGGAAUAGGAUCUUACCAUCCUGUAAUGCCCCUUGUGGAGGGCAGUUUGCAGGAACCGAGGGAGUGGUUUUGUCUCCAAAUUAUCCAAAUAAUUACACUGCUGGCCAGAUCUGUCAUUACUCAAUAACCGUUCCAAAAGAAUUUGUUGUCUUUGGACAAUUUUCAUUUUUUCAAACAGCGCUGAAUGAUUUGGUAGAGCUUUUUGACGGUGCCCAAACACAGGCCAGAUUGCUGAGCUCCCUUUCAGGAAGUCAUACAGGGGAGACAAUGCCAUUAGCCACAUCUAAUCACAUUCUACUGAGAUUUAGUACAACAAAUGGCGCACCUGCCAAGGGAUUUCACUUUGUUUACCAAGCUGUGCCACGCACUAGUGACACACAGUGCAGCUCGGUUCCUGAGCCCCGAUACGGAAGAAGGAUAGGUUCUGAGUUCUCAGCAGGCUCUGUAAUUCGAUUUGAAUGCAACCCUGGAUACUUGCUUCAAGGAUCAAAGGCAAUUCUCUGUCAGACUGUACCGAAUGCUUUAGCGCAAUGGAAUGAUACAGUUCCAAGCUGCCUAGUACCAUGUAGUGGCAACUUUACAGAGAGAAGAGGGACAAUACUGUCACCUGGUUUUCCUGAACCUUAUGGUAAUAGCUUGAAUUGUAUAUGGAAGAUUACUGUGACUGAAGGAUCAGGUAUUCAGAUUCAAGUUUUAAGUUUUGCAACAGAGCACAACUGGGAUUCGCUUGAGAUAUAUGAUGGCUCAGAUAUGACAGCACCAAGACUGGGCAGCUUUUCUGGUACUACAGUUCCAGCUUUAUUAAACAGCACUUCUAAUCAACUUUACCUUCACUUUCAUUCUGAUAUAAGUGUGGCAGCUGCUGGAUUUCAUCUGGAAUAUAAAACUGUGGGUCUUACUGCCUGUCCAGAGCCAUCAGUACCAUUAAAUGGCAUUAAAAUUGGAGAUCGAUAUAUAGUUAAUGAUGUGGUCUCUUUCCAGUGUGAUCUUGGAUACACGUUACAGGGGCAUUCACAUAUCUUAUGUAUGCCCGGGACAGUGAGACGCUGGAAUUACCCCUCCCCUUUAUGCAUUGCCAAGUGUGGUGGAGCCCUGAUGAGCAUGAGUGGAGUCAUUCUAAGUCCAGGUUUUCCUGGAAAUUAUCCAAGUAAUUUAGACUGCACCUGGAAGAUCAUGCUACCUGUUGGAUAUGGAGCUCAUAUCCAAUUCGAAAAUUUUUCAACAGAGGCAAAUCAUGAUAUUCUUGAAAUUCAAAAUGGACCUUAUCACACCAGCUCCCAGAUUGGGCAGUUUAGUGGAACUGAGCUCCCACUAUCAUUACUCAGCACAACCCAUGAAGUACUCAUCCACUUUUUUAGCGAUCAUUCAAAUAACCGACAAGGCUUCAAAUUUCAGUAUCAAGCUUAUGAACUUCAGAACUGUCCUGAUCCUCAUCCUUUUAAGAAUGGGUACAUCAUCGGUUCUGAUUAUAAAGUGGGACAAUCAAUAUCUUUUGAAUGUUAUCCAGGGUAUGUUCUCAAAGGACAAGCCGUUCUAACUUGCCAACAUGGUAUUAAUAGAAAUUGGAAUUAUCCCUAUCCAAGAUGCGAAGCCCCUUGUGGAUAUAAUAUUACUUCGGAAAAUGGGACCAUUUACUCACCAGGAUUCCCAGAUGAAUAUCCAAAUUCAAAGGACUGCACAUGGUUUAUAUCUGUUCCACAGGGUCAUGGGGUUUAUAUUAACUUUACUUUACUCCAGACCGAACCAGUGAAUGAUUACAUUGCAGUAUGGGAUGGAGCUGACCAGAAUUCUCCCCAGCUUGGAGUUUUUAGUGGAAACACUGCUCUUGAAACAGCAUACAGCUCCUCACAUCAAGUCCUUCUGAAGUUUCAUAGUGACUUUUCAACUGGUGGAUUUUUUGUCCUUAAUUUUCACGCUUACCCACUUAAAAAAUGCCCGCCGCCCGCAGCUGUGGCAGAAGCGGAUAUCAUUUCAGAUGGUGAUGAUUUUGAAAUAGGGGAUUUCGUGAAAUAUCAGUGCCAUACAGGCUUUACAUUGGUUGGCAAUGAUAUGGUAACUUGUAAAUUGAUUGAUCAGUUACAAUUUGAAGGCUCUCUACCAAAAUGUGAAGCACAAUGUCCAGCAAAUGAAAUCCGUUUAGCAUCAUCUGGAGUUAUUCUUAGUCCUGGAUAUCCAGAAAACUACCCCAAUUCUCAGACCUGUUCAUGGACUAUUAAAGCUGAACCAGGUUAUAAUAUAUCCAUUUUUAUGGACACAUUUCAAAGUGAAAAGCAAUUUGAUGAGCUUGAGAUAUUUGAUGGACCCUCUGGACAAAGCUCUCUAAUUGUGGCUUUAAGUGGUAAUUUGACUGUGCAACAAAAUUUUACUAGCAAAAGUAAUAACGUUUAUAUGCGAUGGUCAACUGAUCAUGCAACAAAUAAAAAAGGUUUCAAGAUACGUUAUUCAGCUGCCUAUUGCAGUCUAAAUACACAGAUAAAAAAUGGUGGAAUAUUGAACAAGACUGGAGUAGAUCUUGGAUCUAGAGUUUACUACUUCUGUAAGCCAGGGUAUCGAAUGAUAGGAAACAGCAACACCACGUGCAUAAGAAAGUCGAAUGGGAUGUAUCAAUGGGCUUCUCCUACUCCAAUAUGUAAGGCUGUAUCGUGUGGAAUUGCCCCAUCUCCUGGAAACGGAUCGGUUUCUGGAAAUGAAUUUACUUUAGGAAGCAAGGUGAUAUAUGAAUGCAAUGAGGGCUACAGAUUACAGUCUAGUCAACAAUCAACAGCCAUAUGUCAGGAAGAUGGAUUGUGGAGUAAUGCAGGGAAACCACCUGUUUGUCAGCCUAUUACUUGCCCAAGCAUAGAUACACUGCUUUCAGAACAUGUCAACUGGAGGCAGGUUUCAGGAUCAUUAAAUGAAUAUGGAUCUCAAGUCUUGCUGAGCUGCAGCCCUGGUUAUUAUCUUGGUGGAUUGAGGCUUCUACAGUGUAGAGCUAAUGGAACGUGGAGUGGAAGUGAUGUCAAACCAACUUGUAAGGUGAUUUCAUGUGGAGAGUUACCUCCACCACCAAAUGGAAACAAGAUAGGAACUUUGAAUCACUAUGGAGCAACUACAAUCUUCACGUGUAACACAGGUUACACACUUGUUGGCUCACACGUGAGGGAGUGUUUAUCCAAUGGCCUUUGGAGUGGCACUGAUACUCGAUGUCUGGCUGGCCACUGUGGUUCUCCAGAUCCAAUCGUAAAUGGACAUAUUAGUGGUGAUGGUUUCACUUAUCGAGACACUGUUGUCUAUCAAUGUAAUCUAGGCUUUCGAUUAGUUGGUACAUCUGUUCGCAUUUGCCUUCAGGACCACAAAUGGUCUGGACAAACGCCAGUUUGUGUCCCGACUACUUGUGGUCAUCCUGGAAAUCCAGCAUAUGGGAUCACCAACGGAAGCGAGUUUAAUUUAAAUGAUAUUGUUAACUUCAGUUGCAACGUGGGCUACAUACUUCAUGGAGCAUUUCAGGCACAGUGUCGCAGCAAUGGAUUGUGGAGUAGUCCUCUCCCUUCUUGCAAAGUGGUAAACUGUACAGAUCCAGGGUUUGUGGAAAAUGCUAUCCGCCAUGGACAACAGAAUUAUCCUGAAAACUUUAAAUAUGGCAUCAGCGUGACUUAUCACUGCAAAAAAGGCUACUACCUUUUGGGGUCAUCUGCUUUAAAUUGUAAGGCAAAUGGAUUGUGGGACAGGUCGUUACCAAAGUGCUUACCUGUAUCAUGUGGCCAUCCUGGGGUUCCUGCUAAUGCCCUACUAAGUGGAGAUAAAUUUACAUUUGGAACGAAAGUUUAUUAUACAUGUACAGGAAUGCAUACUCUCAUAGGAAAUGCAACAAGAGUGUGCCAAGAAGAUGGUCAAUGGAGUGGAACACUCCCUCACUGCUCAGGAAUUAGCCCAGGAAUUUGUGGUGACCCAGGAAUACCAGCUCAUGGUUCCCGCUUAGGAAAUGAUUUCAAGCUGAAAAGCUUGCUUCGGUUUACUUGUGAAAUAGGAUACACAUUGAAAGGGUCUGUUGAAAGAACAUGUUUAUCAAAUGGAUCCUGGUCUGGGAUACAACCAUCAUGCGAGGCGGUAUCCUGUGGAAAUCCUGGAACCCCAGCCAAUGGCAUGAUAAUUUACAGCGACGGAAUACUUUUCUCCAGUUCUGUCGUCUAUGCCUGUUGGGAAGGUUACAAGACAUCAGGGUUAACUACUCGACAUUGCACUGCCAAUGGAACCUGGACAGGCAAUGCUCCAGAUUGCUCAGUGAUUAACUGUGAAGAUCCAGGCCCAAUUGCAAACGGUAUUCAGUUUGGAAAUGAUUUUACUUUCAACAAGACUGUGACAUAUCACUGCAACCCAGGGUUUGUGAGAGAUCCUCCCAUGCAACCUCCUAUGUUAUGCACCAAAGAUGGUACAUGGAACCAAACUAAGCCCACAUGUAAAGCUAUAAACUGUGGUCAACCUCCUCAAGUGUUGCAUGGAAAACUGGAAGGAUCAGACUAUAGUUGGGGGUCCAGUGUUAGUUAUACAUGUGUAGACGGAUAUCAGCUUUCAAGCCCUACUGUUCUUACCUGUGAAGGAAGAGGAAUAUGGAGGGGAGAAAUUCCUCAUUGCCUACCUGUCUUUUGUGGUGACCCUGGGACCCCAUUUGAGGGUCGUAUUAAUGGAAAAAGCUUUACAUACAAAUCAGAAGUUUCAUUUCAGUGUGGACCAUCUUUCAUUUUGGUUGGCUCCUCAAGGAGAGUUUGUCAAUCUGAUGGUAUCUGGAGUGGAAUUCAACCUGUGUGUAUAGAUCCAGCUCAUAAUACUUGCACAGACCCUGGUACUCCACAUUAUGGUAUGCAGAACAGCUCCAAGGCUUAUGAGAUUGGAAGUACUGUCUUCUUCAGAUGUCGGAAAGGCUACCACAUCCAAGGUUCAACCACACGUAUUUGUCUUGCUAAUUUAACCUGGAGUGGAAUUCAACCAGAAUGCAUUCCUCAUGCAUGCAGGCAGCCAGAAACACCUGGUCAUGCAGACGUGAGAGCUAUUGAUCUGCCUACCUUAGGAUAUACACUAAUUUAUAUCUGCCAACAAGGAUAUUACCUUGCUGGUGGAUCUGAGCACAGGACUUGUAAAAGUGAUAUGAAGUGGACAGGAAAACCACCCAUCUGUAAAAGCAAAGGACUCAGGGAACUUAAUACAAAAGCUACAAAAACUCCAGUUCCCUCGGAUGUUUUUUUUAUAAGUUCUGCGUGGAAAGGAUUUUAUGAGUAUCAUGGGAAGCAACAUUCAGCAACCUUAACAGUAGACUGGUUCAACAAUACCAGCAGCAAAGUGAAUGGGACAUUGUUGGAUAUUCACGGCAGUGAGAUGAAAUUAUCAGGAGUUUACAAAAAAGAAGAAGCUCAUUUGCUCUUGAAAGUUUUUCAAGUUAAAAAGCCUUCUGAAGUUUUAAUCAAAAAGUUUGAAAAUGAAAACUGGUCAAUGGAUGGUUUUGUGUCAUCUGGGAUAGAAGAUGGUGUUUUUAACUACCAAGGCGAUAUACACAAUAAAGACUUUGGCAAGUUUAUAUUUCAAAGACAAAGUUCCCAGAAUAUUAAUGACUCUUCCAAUAACCACAACGGCACAAACAGCAGUUCUGUAGCAGCUGCAAUCUUGGUACCAUUUUUUGCCCUUAUUCUGUCAGGGUUUGCCUUCUAUCUUUAUAAACACAGAGCAAGACCCAAAGUACAAUACAAUGGAUAUGCAGGCCAUGAAAACAGCAAUGGACAAGCUUCAUUUGAAAACCCUAUGUAUGAUACAAACUUAAAACCCACAGAGGCAAAAGCUGUUAGAUUUGACACAACAUUAAACACAGUUUGUACAGUGGUAUAGCCUUUGGUACCCAGAAUGACUGAUUUAUAGCCAUACCUCUGACGGACAAGCAGAAAUCCCAUUGGUGCCCUAAACCAAUAUCUCUUCUAUUUUUUGCAACACAUGCAUAAGAAAUUACUGAUUCAAAUGAGUAAAGUAUCUGAAGAUCAAAUGAAGAAGGUCCCAUUGUUUUAGGUAUGAUUAAAACGCCUGGCUGCACCUGCUUACCAUCAAGAAGCACUUCAGGAAGACUGCCAAGUCAUGCCACUUUGUCAUUUUAAUGCCUCACAUUUUGAAAUGUGUACGGGGUUGGAUGCCUUUCACUGCAAUAGUUUGGGCACUUGGACAAAUCCUAUGGGUACUUUGAUAAAUGAUAGCACCACAGUAUGCUUUUUUUAUAUCCCAAUGAACAGGAAUGUUCCAGAAGAAACAAAAACUCACAUUUGAAGGCAAGGACAACCUUAAUUUUGGUUGCAAAAAUGUUAAAAUGCUUUACCAUGAAAUCAAUGAAACUCUGCGACAGUUAAAGCAACCAGACUAUUUCAAGACACUGUUUGUGCAACAAGUGGUUUGCGACUUUUUCUCAUUCAGCUGAUGUUGCAAGAUAUUACUGCACAAUUUUUUUGCACUAGUGUGUUUGGAGUGACUGAGUACCAUACCAUCAAAAACAGGGUUUCUAAUGACAACAUCCAUUAUUAAAACAUGUCCAUAAUCACUUACCACACCUUUCAUUCUAUCCAUAUGUUCUAAUUAAUUGUUCAUGAUAUUGUUUACAUAAAGAUUUGUUCAUUUUUUAAUUAACAAACAUUUUCAUUAUAGUAAAAUAACAUUUGACAUCCAAUCCAGAAGCAGCAGUAAGUUUUGUACAAUAUAUAUAUAUAUAUAUAUUUUGUGUUAUUUUCUUAAAAAUGAAGAAAGAAAUACAAAAAAAGAAAAAAACAGGGUUGACGGUCAUUAAAAUUCUUACAAAUGAACAUCCAAUUGUGAAUAGUUAUUUAUUUAAAAAGAAACUCACUAAACAUGCUUCAUUUUUGCAUUUUUUGUCAUGUUAUUUAUUUGCUAUGGCCCAAUACGUGUUGCAGCAUUUUUGCAAAAUGUUAGAUAAAAAUCAUAAAAAGUUAAUGACAGUUCAUUAAUAGAAUGUGUUUUAAGAUUAUUUAGCAUUUUUAACCCUAUUAAUAAGAUAUGAUCAAACACUUUAAAGUACAGCUAUGCUAAAUUAUGCAAAUAUCAAUGAAAAUUGCACACUUGUAUCAAUCUGUUGUGAAAUACCUGCAGACCAUUGAAAGAUUUUGCAUAAGAAUUAUGUAUGUGAGCGUUUUAUGUUCAUAGGACAACAUAUAUUAACAAUCAGAAAAAAACUAAUACUUCAGUAAAGGUUUUAUAAUGUUCUGGUUUUUGUGCUUCCUAAGCAGUAAGAUAUGCUGUCAUUUACAAACUCAACAAAUCAGUGUACCCUUGCAAAGUGGACCUUAUUUGCAUUUUUUGCAUUUUUCUAUAAAAUAAAUCCAAAUAUUUUCUGGUUUUGGUCAAAAUCUUAUUUUUAUCGUAUUGCAGAAUCAUUUUUUUUUUUUUUUUGAAGGGUGCCUUGAUAAUGUUUUAAAGUAUUGGUAAUAUGAUACAUUAUGUUGAACACCUGGAGAGAAUAAAUUAUGGACUCACCGCAAUUGUUCUAGUAGGCCUAAAGGAAGAGAUAUAUCAUAUGCAAAACAAUAUGGAACCAUCUUUAGUUAUACGUAAUAAAUGCAUAUUCAAACAUAUAAUUGAAACAGACAAAUAUAUAGUUUUAUGAAUAUUUGAAAUGUCCUAUUUAAUUAUACAUAUAAAAGUAGAGUUUAACUGAAAUGCAACAAUGCUUAGCUGCUACAUGAGAAAUUCAAAAC